AUGAGACAUCUUUCAUAUUUGCUAUUAUUAUUAUUAUUAAUUAUUCAAAUUAUUAAACAUGUACAAAGUCAAUGUUCUGGUGGGAUAUGGACUAUUCAAGAUAUAACUAUUGGUUCAUUUACAAUUUCAUGGAGAUAUAAUAUCAAUUCGAAUACUGUUCAGUUUAUCAUUCAAGGUCAAGCAAAUUCAAGCAUUAAUCUUACAUCUACUUAUAUUGCUAUUGGAUGGUCUGAUACAGCAGUAACAAUGAAUAAUAUGGAUAUAGCAAUGUUUUUUCCUGAAACUCAAAUAAUUCAAGAUAGAUAUUCUCGAGGGUAUGUGAUACCAUCGAUUGAUGAUGAACAAGAUUUUUGUGUUAUUCAAACUAAUAUGACUGGUCAAAAUGUUUAUGCAACAUUUGAACGACUCAGUACAACAGGAGAUGUUGAUGAUAUUAGUUUUACAUCAGAUGUGUAUCUAAUGUUCUCAAUGGGUUCUUAUACAUUACUUAACGAUACAAUUAGUUUUAAACCACAGGAUCAUUUUUUUCGUAAAUCACUUACACCAAGUAUAAAUUUAAUAAAUUGUAUUUCAACAAAUUGUACAACAAAAUCAUGUCCAUGUUUACAAGAGAUAACAUCAAAUGUGGGACAAUGUACUUGUUUUCCAUCGUCAUCAUCUUUAUCCUGCAUUUCAAACUCAACAAAUUCUGUUUUAACAACUACUAGUUCACCUAUAUCGGCACUUAUAAACGGUUCUUGUCAAAACGAAACAAAUUCAUGUUCAUCAAAUGGAAUUUGUCUUCAAAUAUCUCGAAGUCAAUUUAUCUGUCAAUGUAAAACUGAUUAUACAGGCGUACUUUGUCAAACACCCUUAUUUACACCUGAUAUUAAUAUUUUAAAUACAUGUCAAUGUGUAAAUGGAGGUGCCUGUUUAAUGAAUGGAACUUGUUCAUGUUCAGAUCUUUAUCGAGGAAAAUUUUGUCAAUUAGAAAAUCCGUGUAAUGAUUAUUGUUAUAAUAAUGGUCUCUGCACAGUUGUUUGCAUGAACACAUCAUGUGAUACACCAAAUUGUACAUGUUUAAAUGGUUAUAGUGGUGAUCAAUGUACUACAAUCAUUAAUGAUGUAUGUCAAUCAAAUCCUUGUAUUAAUGGAAAUUGUACUGAAGCAAUAGAUGGAGAUUUUCAAUGUCAAUGUCAUAAUGGUUAUAUUGGUACUCGAUGUGAUAUGAUUAAUAGUUGUUUAUCAAAUCCAUGUAACCAAGGUACAUGCAUAACAUCAUCGAAUUGUCUCGAAGAAAUUUGUGGUUAUUCAUGUCUUUGUCCAAGUGAUACAACAGGUAUAAAUUGUGAAAUUGGUGCAGAUCCAUGUUGGAGUAGACCAUGUAAAAAUAAUGGCAGUUGUUCAAUAUCAUCCAAUACUUAUUCAUGCCAGUGCAUACCACCAUAUGGUGGUACUGAUUGUGAAUUAAUUAUAAAUGUAUGCACACCAAAUCCUUGUUUAAAUAAUGCUAGUUGCAUUCGAAAUUUAAAUAUACAUGAUGGUGGAUAUAGAUGUGAAUGUCAAACUGGUUAUAUGGGUACACGAUGUGAAUAUUUAAAUGGUUGUGUAUCAUCACCAUGUCAAAAUAAUGCUCAAUGUAUUUCAUCUACGAUGAAUUGCUCUUCAACAACAUGUCCAAUUAAUUGCAUUUGUUUAAAUGGUACAACUGGUGUCUAUUGUGAACAAAAAGAUACAUCUUGUUCAACAAUAUCGUGUUUGAAUGGUGGAACUUGCUUGAUAAAUGAAGAAACUAAUAUUUCAUAUUGUCAAUGCCCAUCGAAUACGACUGGUAGUCGAUGUGAAACAAUUCAAACAGUGUGUACAAAUACAUUUUGUUCAAAUAAUGGAGUUUGCUUUAUUGAUGCAUCAUCUGGUAAUAGUACGGCAUAUUGUUUAUGUUCUCAAGGUUAUACUGGACAAUAUUGUCAAACACCAUUAUUAUCUAUCAAUGAUUGCUCACGACAAGCUUGUGGAUAUGAGGGUACUUGCAUUCAAACAUCUAUAUCAUCUUAUUAUUGUAUUUGUUCAAAUGGUUUAAUUGGACAAUCAUGCAAUUCUAGUGUAUUAACUUCAUGUGCUAGUUCACCAUGUCGUCAUUUAUCAACAUGCCAACAAAUAGAAAAUACAAAUCCUCCAAGUUAUAAAUGUAUUUGUCCAAAUUAUUUAACAGGUGAUCGAUGUCAAUUUACAAAUACUUGUCAAAAACAACCAUGUUUAAAUCAAGGUACUUGUAUUGCACUUGGCCCACAAAAUAAUUUUAUGUGUCUUUGUUCACCGGGUUAUGGACAUUAUGAUUGUUCAAUAUAUUUGGGUUUAACGUGUAAUUCAAAUGUAUGUUUAAACGGUGGCAUAUGUAAUCAUAAUGGUACGAAUAUUCAAUGUAUAUGUUCGACGAAUUAUGCUGGACCACGUUGUGAAUGGACUUCAGUGUGUUCGGUGAGUACGUGUCAGAAUGGUGGUACAUGUCGACAAAUAGCUCCAACAAUGGCUGAAUGUUUAUGCCAAGCGGGUUUUACGGGUCCGACUUGCAAUUUACGAGAUUCUUGCGCAAUUUCUCCAUGUAAGAAUGGUGGUGGCUGUACGACAUUACUCGUUGACACCGGCACAAGUUGGUCAGCUUAUCGUUGUGUUUGUCCACCAGGUAUUUAUGGACAAAAUUGUGAUACGGCAAUUAGUUCUUGUUCAAAUAUGGUUUGUCCAGCGUAUAAAAUUUGUAGUGAACAACCUACAGGACCUGUAUGUACAUGUGCAGGAAAUAAAGUUGGCACAUUUUGUCAAUAUGAUAAUCCAUGUAGUCUAUCAUCAUCGAUUUGUUAUCAUGGUGGUACAUGUGUAUCAUCCAAUACUGAUCCACCUAUAAGUUCAUGUCUUUGUCGAGAAGAAUUUACAGGUACAUAUUGUGAAAUAUUAAAAGAAAGUGAUCCAUGUGCUAGUAAUCCUUGUCAAACACGUGGUUAUUGUGCAUUAUCAACAUCAAAUAAAACUUAUACAUGUGUAUGUAAAGAGAAUUUUAUUGGUGAAAAAUGUGAACAAAAUAAUCCAUGUUUAUCAACGCCAUGCUCAAACCAAGGUAUAUGUCAAGCGAAUUGGAAUUCAACAGAUACAUGGUUUAAUUGUCGUUGUGUUGGAACUUAUACAGGAAAUAGAUGUGAAACAUCUUUGCUUAAUCCUUGCGGAGGAUUAUGUAUGAAUGGAAGUCCGUGUAAUAAUGGAGUAUGUGUUUGUUCAGCUCAAUAUACAGGAACAUUUUGUGGAUUUGAUAAUCCAUGUUAUCAUCAAGUGUGCCAAAAUGAUGGUAUUUGUUCAGUUGUUUCUAAUACAACAAGUGUUUCAUUUUCAUGUACUUGUUCAAGUUCAUAUACUGGACAAUAUUGUGAAAUACCACUUAAUCUACAAAUGAAUGGUAGUUGUUUAGUAGCAUGUAUGAAUGGUGGUUCAUGUAUAAAUGGAAUGUGUAUAUGUACACCACGAUAUGUUGGACCAUUAUGUGAAUAUGAAAAUCCAUGUCUUCAUGAAAAUCCAUGUUUGAAUAGUGGUACUUGUUUUGGUCGAUAUAAUACAAAUGGAACAUUGUCUACAAAAUGUUUUUGUCUUCAAGGAUUUACAGGAACAACACUUUGCUCGCCAACAUCAUGUAAUGGCGGUAUUUGCACAGCUACACAAAAUACUAUUGUUUGUGUAUGUCCAAUAGGCAAAUUUGGUGAUCGUUGUCAAUAUGCAGAUGCAUGCGCUACUAAUCCAUGUUUAUCAAACGAACGAUGUGAACAAAUAGGAAAUCAAUAUCAAUGUGUUUCAUGUUAUGAUAAAAGUUCUUAUUGUUCGAUCUAUCAAUUACGUAAUGAAUAUUGUGAUAAUCGUUAUACAAUACUUGUUGAUAAUGAUUUUCUUUCUGUACCUCAAGCAUGCCAACGUUCAUGUGGUCAAUGUAUACCUGUACAACGUUUAAAAGAUAUUUCUUCAUUAUUUAAUACUUCAGCAUUGAUUGAAGACACCAAUAUAAUAUCGAGUACAACAACAAUAAUAAAAAAUAUACAACAAGAAAAAUGUAUUGAUAGACGAGAUGAUUGUUUAAUGCAAAAAGCUUAUGGAUUUUGUCGAAUUUUUAAUGAAAAAUAUCCAGAUGAUUGUAUUAAAACAUGUCAUCCCGAUUGUGCUAUUCUUUCUUAA
Rotaria sp. Silwood2 is the source of this 4188-nucleotide messenger RNA. The record is from the annotation of a GenBank genome assembly. Lineage: Eukaryota; Metazoa; Rotifera; Eurotatoria; Philodinida; Philodinidae.